This is a messenger RNA of Daphnia pulicaria, 3047 nucleotides long. RefSeq lists its product as uncharacterized. The record is from RefSeq and is a predicted model, not a curated record. Gene Ontology annotation, biological process: meiotic cell cycle. The transcript is spliced from 15 exons. NCBI's taxonomy places the organism in Eukaryota, Metazoa, Arthropoda, Branchiopoda, Diplostraca, Daphniidae. Bases 94 to 2970 code for a protein of 958 amino acids.
UUGGCAUUAUCGUGAGCAGUCAUGCGAUCUUGCUUGGCUAAACGUAAUAUACAAAUAAAAUUUGUUUAUUUUCUUUAAACUUUACAUCAAAACAUGAAAGCAACUACUGCUGUUUCAUGGAGUGACAGCCAAAAUGUAAGAUCUUUGAUUGCUGUGUACCAAUUGGUGAAAUCAAAUGAUCUAGGCUUCGUUUUGGUAAACUUUGGUCGUUUGACAGAACGUUUUUAUGAAAAAGCUCUGGAUCAGAACUACCGAUGUAGCUUAACAGUUGCUCAAAAUUUGGAGCUGGAAACGGAAUUUGCUGCCCUAGCUGACUGGAUUCAAAAUGCUAAAGAGGGUGUCUUAAAACACAAUCUGCAAGUCAAAAUAAAACUGCAGAUCAACAUGUUACAAACAGCUCGUUAUAUCUUGGUAAAAGGGAGUAAAUUUCCACGGGACUAUCAUUGGACUUGUAACGUGAUUAAAUUGGCGCUGGAAACUGCCAUCUAUUGUCACGAUGCUAAGCUUUGGACAGAAAUGGAUUGGUGUUUGAACGAAACCGAAUUCUACCAACACAGUUUCAUCCAGCGGUGGCACGAGAUUCCAUUUGAGCUUCGGGCACCCUACCUUUUAGACAGUUAUUUACUUCCUGUACUCCGGCUGUUGUGGAUUCACGGUUGCAAGAUAGACGAUGAUGAAGCCCUUGAUCGUUGCGUAACACUUUUUGAUGUGAUGGAAUUAAGCCCUCAGCAAACUAUCAUCAUCGCUAAAAUAUGUUUUAAUGUUGGACUCGAUCGCUUCCACCGCCAAAAAUAUGAAAUGGCUGCCACUUGGCUAAAAAUUUCUUAUCGCUAUGCAAUUAGCAAACUAUCAAGGAUCAAACGAGUUCGAACAUCUCCCAGCAAAACCUUGUAUUUGAUGGCUAUUUGUCUCUACAAAGCGGAUGUGUUGCAGAAUCGUGACAAAAUUCUUCGUAUUUUGGACCUUGCUGGUGAGACUUUGGCCAUUGCAGAACUGCGAUUUCGUACCUUAAUACAAGGCAAACCACAGCUACCACAUUUAGUUCAGAGCGCCUUAAAACUACUUUGCAUUCACGUUAAUCAGGACCUACCAAAUUUCAGAACCAACGUCUUGAAGGUUUUCAUGGAAUUAGAACGAAAUGGCCAUUCUCAAGUGACAGUAGAUAUGCUCAAUGCAAUCCCUUGGCAUACCGGCAGUAGAUCCGCUCUUGAUGUGACGAUAGUGCAAGAUCUAAUGCCACAUAUUAAAUGGAUUUGCGCUGAAGUUGCCGUACGCCUUUGCAUUCAGCGAAAAUUUCUAAGUGGUUGCUACCUAUGGUUAGAAGAACUCUCUCAGUGGACUCCAUCUAGAAACAUUAACUCGGAAUCAAUGAAAAGUAUUUUUGCACUGGCAGAAGCGCAAGCCAUCAAUCUGAACUCUCAUUACCUCGCUCUUAAAUGGUUUCAGACUCUUGCCAAAAUAAGUCGUCUUCAUGGUGGUCCCUCUUCUGUUGUUGCCAACGCUAUCCGCUACUCACUCUCACUAAAUUCUGAUCAGGGAUUACUCGCUGCCAAGCAGAUAUUUGAUAGUGGAAUACCGCUUGCCGACCUUGAUAUACAAAUGCUUCGUUUUAGGCUCUUGGUCGCUGCACUGGAUGAAGAUCUCACAAAGGCGAAUGAAACCUGUCUAGAGCUAGAUGUUCGUUACAAAAAAGAGGAAAAUCUGGAAGCUGAUAGCUGGGAGGAAGGUUUGCACACGCUAGAAGUAUGCGCAAUGGUUGCCUUGAAGAAUCACAAAAUGAAUGAAGUUGUUUCAACCUGUCUGGAUGCCAUGAUCAACGAGAUCAGAAAAGGAGAGAUCAGCCAAAUUGUUCGAGUCAUUCGUUUCCAUGUAAAAAUUCUGUUUCAUCCAACAAUGGGCUAUUUGGUAAAUGCUGGGGACCAUGCUUUGGAAACGGCGAAGUGCAUCGACAAUUUGAUCUCCACUCUUUUAUAUGCUUAUCGUGAACUAAAAGAGAGUAUAGAAUCACCAGAUGGACCACACGAUGGUAAUGGACUAGAGCUUUGGUUUGGAAAUCUUGCCUGGUCCUUAGGACGAAAACUAGGUUGCAUUAUGCCAGGGUUCUCUCGGCAUCAGUUCUACAAACUUUCUUAUAAAUUGCUAAGUUUGACUUCCGAAAAGGAUCAGGACAUUAAUGACAGAAUUGCUAUAGCGAUAACAAUGGCCGUGGCUAUCGGUAUCAACUGCUUGGAUCAUCAACAUUACCAUAAGAUACUAGGAAUCUGCCGAGAUGUAAUUGAAGAAUUCCCUAAGAAAGGCACUUUAAAACCAAUUCAACUACACUUCUACGAGUUCUAUAUUUUAUGUGAACUCGGAGAAAUCAAGCGGAUGUGGGAAUUGCUGCGACAAUACGAAGCGAAUGAUGGAAUAAAAAGCGACCCAAAUUUUUUCGAAGCAUUAGCAGCUUUGGCUUCCAACGCCAGUCAGAAGUUUCUACGUCAAAUCCUGCCACCCGUCGAGUCUCAUCAGCUCCCAUCAGUCGCACGUGAGCGCAAUCAAAAUCUGCAAGUGAAACUCUCCUGCAUGGCUAUUCAUUGUUUGAAGAUUUCAAACCGCAUUCAAGCAAAAUUCAAUCAACCUUUACCAAUUGAUCGAAUGGCUUUGAACUGGAAAAGGAUUAUCGAAUUGUCAUCCGAAUAUAUUUCACUUCGAGAAAACAACAUGGAUGAACAUCUGAUUUUAUGUGAGGAAUAUCGACUUUUUAUAGUCGAGAAUCGUCAGCAAUUUGAUUCGACGGAAGUUUCUUUGUUUUUCAACUAUGUUUGGAAUGUGACUGUCGAAACCAGGAUUUUUAAAGGAACAAAGGCAGCAAACAGGUGGCUGGAUAUAUUAAAAAAUGUGAGUUCUUUGUCCGUGGAACUACAAAAGCAAUUUCGGUCACUUCUGAAAGACUUAGAGUACAAAUGCAGUAAUGGUGAAUGCUGGAAUUAAAUUUAUCGACAGUUCCUUGGUUUUCUUAAAUAAUAAUGGUUGCUUAGAGAACAGGAGUACAUUUUUCUUGCAUUUGC